Molecule: messenger RNA, 3302 nt
Organism: Drosophila novamexicana
Lineage: Eukaryota; Metazoa; Arthropoda; Insecta; Diptera; Drosophilidae
Gene: IP3K2
Product: inositol-trisphosphate 3-kinase B
Exons: 5
Coding region: 96-2645 (849 amino acids)
Biological process (GO): inositol phosphate biosynthetic process
Cellular component (GO): nucleus; cytoplasm
Molecular function (GO): inositol tetrakisphosphate kinase activity; inositol-1,4,5-trisphosphate 3-kinase activity
Source: RefSeq, a predicted model, not a curated record
AGUGCGCGGACGCGUAAAAAUCUAAAACCGAGUUUUGAAACGCACGCGACGCCGACGCCGACGCUGACGCGAACGCGAACGCGACGUUGACAGCGAUGAGUGCGCGCCGCGAUGGUCAACAAAAUGCCGAUGUUGUCGCCGCCGUGUCCGUAACUAAAAUCGUAACCGAAACCGAAUCCGAAACCGAGUCAAUGCUCAAGAUAAUGACAGCGACGCCGGCGUCAGCGACAACGACAUCAGCGUCGACGGCGCUGACAACGGUUAACGCUCAAAAUAAAUGCGCGACGGCAGCGCCAACGACUUUUAGUUAUCAGAGAGCAGCGAAGCGUUGCGCACGCCUCGAACAGACAACAGCGGCAGAAUUAGCAGCAGCAUCGGCAAUAGAAAAAGAACCAGAAGAAGCAUUGGCAAAAGAGAGUGCAGCAACAACAACAACAACUGCGUGUGUUAUUCCAUGUGAACGUCAGCUUCGUCUUGCUGAGCACAAGGCGCAAUUGCGCGCAGCUUUCUUCCAGGAUUUCAACGCAAUCGCAGCGCAGCAGCAGCAUCCAGUGAGAGAGCGAGAGAGCGAAAAAGCUUUUGAUUCCAGGACGCGUAUACGACAGCUGAUUGAAAAGUUUCAGGCAAUGAUUGUGCAGCAGCCAGCAGCAGAGCAGGCGCAGCUGAAGCCAGCUGUGAUUGCGGGCAGCGCUGCCAACUCGGAUGAGGGCUGCAAUGCGGGCGGCUUGAGUCCCUGCAGCAGCGACAACGAAUGCGAUGCUGUCGCUCGCCGCAAGCCAAAGGUGACGCGUUGUGCGAGCAGCGACUCGGCGCUGGGCCUCGAUGUUGAUGAUGUUAAUAUGGAAACACUGCCGACGCCGCAGCGACGCAUGACGCUGACCGUUACCGAUUUACCGUUACGCCCGGCCCUGCUACCACUGGCCGAGCCGACAGCGCUGCCCGAUUCGCCGCUAACGUCGCCGACCAGCGCCACAGCUGCCCUCGGUCUGGGCGUGGGUGUGGGCGUGGGCGUGGGCGCCGGCGUGCCCACUAAAGUGCUGCUGGAGGAGCGUGUCGUUGCGGCGCUGGCAGCGCCGCCCGGCUCACGACGCGAGUCCACGCAAAGCUGCGUCAGCGAGCUGGGCAGCAUGGCGGGUGUACGGUAUGUGCGAACGCCGUCGGUGGUCGUGUCCGACUAUUCGGAUGAUAUAACCGCUUGCGGCAUUAGCAUGGAGGAGAUGGAGUAUUUUCGGUUGCAGCGCGCACGCUGCCAGCGUCGCUGUUCGCUGGAAGCGAGUGCCGCUGCCGCCGGCAGCAUCGGCGGCGCCAAGGAUGAAGCUCAGUCGGAUGUGAGCGCGGCGAGUAGCUGCAGCAAUUUGUAUUAUUGCGGCUCCACAAUUUCCGCUCUGGAUGGCGGCGAGUGCAUUGUUAACGGCAUACGCGUUGCUCUCGCCCGCAAAUCGAGUCACAGCAGCAGCGGCGAAUUGAGCGGCGGCGACGACGAGGACAUCGAUGAACAGUUGCAGUUGGAGCAGCAGCAGCAGCAGCGCCAGCUCGAACGGGAAAGAGAGCGACAGCUGAGCGAGCUUUUGGCUGCCACGCAGCUCAGCGAUGGCACUAAGAAGAGCUCCGGCUGGCGCAAAAUACGAAACAUUGUGCAAUGGACGCCCUUCUUUCAGACAUACAAGAAGCAGCGCUAUCCGUGGGUGCAGCUGGCCGGUCACCAGGGCAACUUCAAGGCCGGUCCCGAGCCGGGCACCGUCCUCAAGAAGCUCUGCCCCAAGGAGGAGGAGUGCUUUCAGGUGCUCAUGCAGGAUGUGCUGCGGCCCUAUGUGCCCGUCUACAAGGGCCAGGUGACCAGCGAGGAUGGCGAACUCUAUUUGCAGCUGCAGGAUCUGCUCAGCGACUAUGUGCAGCCAUGCGUGAUGGACUGCAAAGUGGGUGUGCGUACCUAUCUGGAGGAGGAGCUGUCCAAGGCCAAGGAGAAGCCGAAGCUGCGCAAGGACAUGUACGACAAAAUGAUACAAAUCGAUGCACAGGCCCCCAAUGCCGAGGAGCAUGCGGCCAAGGCGGUUACCAAGCCACGAUACAUGGUCUGGCGCGAGACCAUCUCCAGCACCGCAACGCUGGGCUUUCGCAUUGAGGGCAUUAAGAAAAGCGAUGGCACCAGUUCCAAAGAUUUCAAAACGACCAAGUCACGCGAACAAAUUAAAUUGGCCUUCAGCGAGUUCCUCAGUGGCCAUCCACAUAUUCUGCCACGCUAUAUACAACGCUUACGGGCCAUUCGCGCCACCCUGGCCGUAUCCGAGUUCUUUCAGACGCACGAGGUGAUCGGGAGCUCGCUGCUCUUUGUGCACGAUCAGACGCACGCGAGCGUUUGGCUAAUUGACUUCGCCAAGACGGUGGCCCUGCCCCCGCAGAUGCAUAUCGAUCAUUAUUCGGCGUGGAAGGUGGGCAACCAUGAGGAUGGCUAUUUGAUUGGCAUCAACAAUCUCAUUGACAUAUUCGUCGAGCUGCAGGCGGCCAUCGAAACGGAGACCGCAACGGGCACAGCAUCUGGCACCGGUUCCGGCUCCGGUUCGGGUUCGGGUUCAGCUUCCGGUUCCGGUUCGGUGUCACCAGCGCCCGCCUCGAGCGGCCAGGAUGAGGAGGCCGGCAAGAUGUGAAAGCCAGAGCAAGAAAAUAAAAAUCGAUAUAUAUAUAUAUAUAUCGAGAUAUAUAGAAAACUAUAUAGAUAACGAUAAUACUGAAGCGUUCCAUGGGGCUGCGCCCCGCCAAGGAAAUAUCCUAGCACAUUCCGCAGAAAUGUGUUAAAACAGAAAAAAGAAACAAAAUGAAAUAUGAAAAAAUCAAUUAAUUAACCAUUACCCAAACGUAGUCUAGUUGUCAAUCAUAUAUAUAUAUAUAUAUAUGCAUAUAUACCUACUUGCGUAUGUAUGCAAUUUUUUUUUUGUUUUUUUUUCCCACUCUCUCUCUCUCUCUUAACCCGUUAAGUUUAAAAGCAAAGACUGAACAACAAUAUGCGUAUACCUAUACACAGGUAUACAUAUAUAUCUACACACACACACAUAUAUAUAUAUAUAUAUAGAUAUAUAUAUAUAUAUGUAUAUAUAGUUAAAUUCGUUGUGCUCCUGCGUUGCUAUUGUAGUUGUAAUUUACGAAUGCAAUUUGCACAGAAACAAUGCGCAGCAAAAACUGUAACAACAACAAAAACAAGUUCAAGAACUAUUUACUUAUAAAAAUAAUGUUAUUAAUAUUAUGUGUAUUUGAUUAUCUUCUAAUAACUACAUACUAAUUAUGUGCACUAUUAAAACUCAUGUAAA